AGCUUUUUGGGUGAAUUUAAUUAUGCGGCUAAAUAUGGUUGCCAAGAGCAGUUACCGAUUAUAGAGGAUGGAACAUUGUUAAACGUGCGCCAAGGCGACUGCGUACUGUAAGUGUGUAACUUAGUACCAGCUCUUCACGUUCAUCUUCCUUUCCUUUGUAUUCCUCUUAAUCCUGUUCCAUCUUUAUUUCUUAAACCACCAUGGCAAAUGACGAUGUUACACCGGUUCGGACCCCGCUGGACGUUGACGAUGAACCCGCUGGACAGGCCGUCUCUGUGCCAGAUGCUGGUGACACCGGGGAGGGCAAGCUCAAGAUGAUCGUACAGCUGGUCAAGAAAUGUCUCGGAGUAAAGGACAUCGCAUCCAUGCGACUCUCCCUCCCUGCAUCACUCUUGGAACCCAUCCCGAACCUGGAGUACUGGCAUUACUUGGAUAGACCGGAUUUGUUCGCUGCUAUUAAUGAUUCUGAUGACCCGUUUGAACGAAUGCUUGCUGUUCUCCGUUUCACAUUCUCUAAGGAUUUGAAGUUCAUUCGGGGAAAGGUAUGCAAGCCGUACAACUCUGUCUUGGGUGAACAUUUCCGGUCACACUGGGAUGUGCUUCCCGUUAGCUAUCCUUCUGACCCUACGCAACCUCCCAUUCAACAUUUGUACCUUUCCGAGGCCGCUGCUCGGUCCAGCUAUUCCGCACUAUCAGCACUGUCACCCCGGAAGGCCAUCUCGGAGACCGCCAGUAUGAGGAGCGGUAGGAGUGGCAUUAGUACCGUCAGUGGUCUCAGCUUGCUCUCUAAGGGUUACUCCACUCCCGCCACACCUGGCCGCAGCACCCCAGCCACUUCUCCGGAUUUGUUCGAGGCCGAAUUAGAUGCCCAGAUGUCCAACCUCAGCCUUGGCAACAUCAACGCUUCCAAGUCGGGUGACCUAAUAGAAGGAGAGGAAAUUCCCGCAUUAGCAGAUCGUCCCCGCGUUCGAAUUGCCUACUUGACGGAACAGGUAUCUCAUCACCCGCCCGUCUCGGCAUUCACGGCCUACUGCCCCAGCCGACAACUCGAGUUGUCAGGCAUCGACCAGAUAUCUGCUAAGGUCUCUGGUACGACUAUUCGCGUGACGCCUGGAAACUUCAACAAGGGUGCGUUCGUGCGUAUCAAGGGCGGGUACGGUGCAGGCGAAACGUACCAAAUCACACAUCCCAUUGCAUCUGUCAAUGGUAUCCUGAGAGGUAGCUUCUAUGUUACCGUUUCGGAAUCGACGAUCGUUACUUGCACCGGUGGACCCGAAGGCGGGCCUUACUACCGCGCAAUCAUAGAAUACAAGGAGGAGUCUUGGCUUGGGAGGGCUCAUUUCCUCUGCGAAGGCGUCAUACACACUUAUACCCCCGGUUCUCGCGAACACGAAGAAUGGACGAAAGUCAAGCACGUACCUCGCUCACGCAUCGUAGCUGUCUUCGACGGCUCAUGGAAACAUCUCAUUCGAUGGAAGAGGGCCAUCGAUCCUGAUUCGUCGUACGCGACGUUGCUGGACAUUUCGACAUUACAUGUGAUACCCAAGGCAGUGAGGGCGUUAGAGAAGCAGUUACCCGAUGAGAGCAGGAAGUUGUGGGAGAAUGUGACCAAUAAGUUAAUGGCGAAGGAGUAUUCGGAUGCUACUAAGCAUAAGCUGGCGAUCGAGCAGAAGCAGAGAGACGAUGCUGCUGAGCGGAAACGUAAAGGCCAGAUGUUUGUUCCGAAGUAUUUCGAGCCUGACCUUGAUUCUGGUAUUCCUACUCUUACCGAAGAGGGACGGAAGGCUUUAGAGGAAGAGUUGAAAGAGGAGGGACCAUACCCAUUAGAGUCUGUUGUCGAUGGAGUAGAGACACCAUAAUAUCGUCUUGAGCGACUGUUUUGUAUGACUUCACGACACCGGACUUUAUCUUUGCUUGUGCAAUCAUGCCGUGCUGCUGCUUUUCGGAUAAACUCGCCAGAAUCGUUUCCAUUGCAUCCUCAAGUAAUCAUGUACAUUAUCACAACAUGUAAAACGAAGGAAUAAAAGUUACACUAUGAGUC
This is a messenger RNA of Somion occarium, 2041 nucleotides long. The record is from the annotation of a GenBank genome assembly. Lineage: Eukaryota; Fungi; Basidiomycota; Agaricomycetes; Polyporales; Cerrenaceae.